AUUGUGUACUGCAGUACCCAGUAACUACGCAGUACCUACCUACCAGUUCUACUGUCCACCAUCAUUACGGGUCCUGUCAAUUCGCCUUUCUUUUAUAAAUAUAGACCAUGGCUAUUCACAAUUCGCAUGACGGCAUCGUCCACGACUUCUAUUGAUUGACUCUCCCCAGAAUUAUUCUGUUUUCUGCCAUUCUGCAGACAGACUCUCCACCAUGGAUGACCCCCAUGACCCCCAGCCGGUAGUGACCGUCCAGCAGGCCAAACGCAAGCAACGGCCAGUCUAUUCAUGUUUACCUUGCCACCAGCGAAAAGUGAAGUGCAACCGGGUAUUACCGUGUAAAUCAUGCUGUUUGCGUGGUCUCCCCGAAGAGUGCACAUUCCCUCGAUCCGCCGAGGAGCAGAACUAUAUCAGUCAAUCCGAGUACAUCACCCAGCUGGAAGAGCGAUGUCGGACCUUGGAACGACGAUUAGCCCACCUCGAAGCGGUGCGACAACUGGUUAUGCACAGUGCCAACGAAACUCCCCGCGAGCAGUCCCAGGACGAGGACAAAGACGAGGAGGAGGAGGGGGACAACGAAGCCAAUGAUGAAGAUGCCGACGGAGUCAAGAUUCCCCUGGAGUGUUCCCCGGGUGCAGCUGUUUUGGACAUCUUCAUCGAACGCCUGAUCGAAGACUGUUGCCCACUCAGCAAGCGCGAGACUGGGCUCAAACGAUUUAUCCUGAGCGAUGCAUCCCAGAUGAGAAGUCGAUCGGAACUGCUGCAGGUCGCCUUUGAAAACACUGCGUUGAUGUUCAUCGGUCGCACCUGGGGAGACCGAGAUAUUGAGAUGGCGGGCCAUCGGCAUAACAUGUACGCAAUCCGCAUGAUGCGUCGGGCUCUUCGACGGUGUAGUGGUCGAACUGUGCCCUUGGACGUGUUUGUCGCCGCCUUCAUUUUCAUUAUACGCGAGGUGUUCACCGGCGAUAGUGGCGCAUUGAUGAAGCACUUGCUGGGGGCCGCGCAGCUGCUACAGUCGCGCAAACCCGAGGAACACCAAACCGGCAUUGCCCACGCCAUCUUUCUGGACCAUCGCAUUUACUGGAUCGCGGGCUCAAUCCUUCUUCGGCGCCCAUUAUUUCUGGUUCAUCCGGAUUGGAUGAACAUCCCCUGGGCUCACAAGCCGAAAGAUCUUCUUCACCAGCUGUUAGAUAUCGGGGCAGAGGUGCCCUGCUACCUUUCCCAGACGGAGAAAUACCAAGCGGAACUGGCAUCCGGACGGCUCAAGUACGAGGAACUGUUGAACGGGCAUGGCUCCCCAAGUGGCUGGGCACAAAUUCUCGACAGUCGCCUGGAGAGCUGGUACCACCACCACAUCGCCACCUAUCCCCACGGAUCCAUCGUCGAGUCCGAUCACAAAUUGGAUGCUUCCUUUCCCAAUUUCGCCUGCCACCACCCGAACGACGGACAUAUUUUCACUCCCCGGCUCUUGACCUACCCCGAUCUCUUGCUUACCACGGUGAUGUGCUACUACUGGGCUCUACGCAUCACUAUCGCGGGUGCCAAUCCAACUCCACCCUCACGCAAUGAGCAGUAUCAGUGGGCCUGCAACAUCUGCCGGAGCUUGGAGGCGUACAUCACCAAGGGUCCCCGCUGUUUCAUUUAUCGCAUUCUAUACCCCAUUAUUGUAGCAUACCAGACAUUCGAGCGGGGCUCUGUCGAGCGCGGCUUCGUCGACAAACUCUGUCGUCGCUUGGACGAAUUAUACCAGGUUAAUGUCUUUCUCAACCUUAUGGCCCAGAUCGGCAACGCGAUGGAGCUGCCGGGGACCUGA
Aspergillus brunneoviolaceus CBS 621.78 is the source of this 1810-nucleotide messenger RNA. RefSeq lists its product as uncharacterized. Bases 212 to 1810 code for a protein of 532 amino acids. The transcript has 4 exons. NCBI's taxonomy places the organism in Eukaryota, Fungi, Ascomycota, Eurotiomycetes, Eurotiales, Aspergillaceae. Gene Ontology annotation, biological process: regulation of DNA-templated transcription. The record is from RefSeq and is a predicted model, not a curated record. Gene Ontology annotation, molecular function: DNA-binding transcription factor activity, RNA polymerase II-specific; zinc ion binding.